AUGACGGAUAUCCUUUGUGAGACCAACGGCCCUGAGGGCUAUAAGUACCGGCCUUGUCUCAUUACCACCACCACCCCCAUUCGACUCACGGACCUUUCGACGCAAGCAUCUGCCAGUACGACUCUCACACACUCGUACCAAGACCGAUCUGAUCUACGCAGAGCAUAUCCACUUCUAUUGACUUUCAGCAUGGCAAGCCGUUUCUUCACGCUGUUCCUCGCACUCGCCUUGCUCGUCUGCCUCGCCGCCGCGACUCCGAGAGCUAUCCCGCAGGCCGUUCGGGAGAAGAGGAGGAUUCGCCUCGCCGCGCACCAACUGAAGAAAUGUGGGGCGUACUGCUCCGAUUCAUUUGACUGUUGGUAUACCAACGAGUGCGAGUACUGCUCCAACAAUAAAUGUCAGUAGAGACACUCGGGCAGUGUCGAGCUCUGGGGUGAAAGGCUUUUGUGAUCGGCAUUUGCGCCCUCAGUCGCAAGUCGACUCUAAGGCACGGAUUCUCAAUAAAAUGUUACGACGUCAAACGCAUUUGUUGGGCGAAAAGAGCAGCCAUUCUUUUCUAUCGUG
This is a messenger RNA of Chondrus crispus (carragheen), 564 nucleotides long. RefSeq lists its product as hypothetical. The transcript has 2 exons. The record is from RefSeq and is a predicted model, not a curated record. NCBI's taxonomy places the organism in Eukaryota, Rhodophyta, Florideophyceae, Gigartinales, Gigartinaceae. The coding region runs from base 1 to 405 and encodes 134 amino acids.